GCCUGGGAUCCCCCAGCCAGGGACUUCCUCUUCCUCUCGGGGCAGGUGUAGCUACCACAGCGGGGACCAACACCCUGACCCUGUCAUGGAUGGGAGCAAGGGGCCCAGGAUCAGAGACUUCCUGAGUGGGAGCCUGGCCACCUGGGCGCUGGGACUGGCCGGACUGGUGGGGGAGGUGGAGGAGCCGGAGGGGGAAGAGGAGGAGGAAGGAGAGGGGCUGCUUUGUCUGGAGAAGAGGUUCUUGCGUCUCAGCGAUGGGGCCCUGCUCCUCCGGGUGCUGGGCAUCAUUGCCCCCAGGUCUCGAGGGGGCCUGAGAAUGCUUAGGGGCCAUGAUGGUCCUGCAGCCUGGCGGGUGUGGAACAUGAACCACCUGUGGGGACGACUGAGGGACUUCUACCAGGAGGAGCUGCAGCUGCUGAUCCUGUCGCCACCACCAGACCUCCAGACCCUGGGGUUUGACCCCUUCUCAGAGGAGGCGGUGGAGGAGCUGGAAGGCAUUCUUAGGCUAUUGCUGGGGGCAUCAGUGCAGUGUGAGCACCGGGAACUGUUCAUCCGACACAUCCAGGGCCUCAGCCUGGAGGUCCAGAGUGAGUUGGCUGCUGCCAUCCAGGAGGUGACCCAGCCUGGGGUGGGCGUUGUGCUGGCGCUGGCUGGGCCUGAGCCUGGGGAGCUGGCACCUCCGGAGCUGGAGACGCUGUCCCGGAGCCUGAUGGGCAUGCUGUUGAGGCUGGCGAGGGAGCGUGAUGUGGGGGCCCAGCGGCUGGCUGAACUGCUGCUGGAGCGCGAGACGGCCCCCUUGUUGCCAGAGACUCCUGCUAGGACUCCUCCAGAGGGCCCCUCACACCACCUGGCCCUGCAACUGGCCAACGCCAAGGCCCAGCUGCGGCGCCUGCGACAGGAGCUGGAGGAGAAAGCCGAGCUGAUGCUAGAUUCCCAGGCGGAGGUGCAGGGCUUGGAGGCCGAAAUUCGAAGGCUCCGCCAGGAGGCCCAGGCGCUGUCGGGACAGGCCAAGCGAGCCGAGCUGUACAGGGAAGAGGCAGAGGCGUUGCGGGAGCGGGCCGGCCCAGCAUCACAUCGCUGGUUCUCUCUGCUCCCCAACCAGGAGGAGCGGGUGCUCUCCGGCACUCUGGAAGCCUCUAAAGCACUGCUGGAGGAGCAGCUGGAGGCUGCUCAAGAGCGUUGUGCUCGGCUGCAUGAGACCCAGAGGGAGAACCUGCUGCUGCGGACCCGGCUGGGUGAGACCCAAGCGGAGCUGGACUCUCUGCGGCAUCAGGUGGACCAGCUGACAGAGGAGAAUGUGGAGCUGGAGUUGGAGCUUCAGCGGAGCCUGGAGCCACCCCCAGGCUCUCCUGGGGAGGCAUCCCUGCCAGGAGUGGCCCCCUCUCUGCAUGAUGAAGUGAGGGAGGCAGAGGCUGGGCGGCUGCGAACCCUGGAGCGGGAGAAUCAGGAGCUUCGGGGCCUGCUACAGGUGCUGCAGGGGCAGCCAGGUGGCCAGCACCCCCUGCUGGAGGAGCAGAGCAACGACUCCGUGGUUCCAGAGCCAGAUUCAGCUCCUCAGACUUGCCUGGCCACAGACCAUGGCCCCCAGGGCUUUGUUGGUCAGGCAGCGGAUGAAGGCCUCCAGACCUUGGACCUGGCUCCCCUGGCAUCUGAUUCAGACUCACAGGUGGUGGAGAGGCCCCCACAGACGGCUGCCAUCGUUCCUGUAGACCUGAUGCUCCAGAAGUCAGACCCUGCCAUAGAGGCACAGGACUUCCCGAAGAGGGUUGGCCAUGGAGCCUGUCUCCAGACCCCUGUCUCUGUGGCUCUACCUCAGGGUCCAGAGAUCAAAAUUCAGGCUCAGCUGUCGCUGGGAGUAGAGACUGGGGAGUCGGUGCCCAAGGCCCCAGAGCUGAGACAGGAGGGCCCCGGGAGCAAGCCUGGACUCUCGCAGUUGGAGGAGCAGGAGACCUCAGGCCAGAAGGUGGACCUACUCAAUGGGCAAACAGAAGCCAGAGAGCAUGAACAGAAGCUGGAGGGGGUGGUCGGGGACUCAGUCCAGCAAAAACCACAGCAGAAGCUGGAAGGGGCUCAUGAGGCCCAGGCCUGGGAGGGGCCGAUCCCAGGGGAGAGCCUGGCCAGUGUUGUCCCAGAGCAGGAUGCCCUCAGGUUGGAGGUGGCGCAGUUGAGGAGAGAGACUGAGGCCCUUCGAGCUGAGCUGGAGGCCCAGGCCCGGAGACUGGAGGCCCGAGGCACCGAGGCUACCCGCCUCUCCGAGGAGCUGGCUCAGGCACAGAGGGCAGAGGCCGAGGCCCACCAGGAGGUAGAGGCCCAGACCGGAGAGCUGGCCCGGCUGCGGGAGGCCUUGGAGGCAGCUGGCCGGGAGCUGGAGGCCGCAUCACGGGAGCGAGAGGCACUGGCGGAGGCGCUGGCAGCAACGGGCCGCGAGCGAAGGCUAUGGGAGCGAGAGGGGCCCAGACUACGGGCCCGGGCUGAGGCAGCUGAGGAACGGCUACAAGUGCUGGAGAGCGAGAGCUGCCAGCACCUGGAGGAGGCCGAGAGGGAGCGCCGGGAGAGGCAGGUCCUCCAGGAGGAGCUAGAGAAGGCCGUGGUGCGGAGCCAGGAGCUGGGGGCCCGGCUGGAGCGUCUGCAGAAUGAGCUGGAACAGGCGGCUCUGGAGCGUGAGGAAUUUCUGCGGGAACAAGAGUUCCAGCAGCAGAGGUACCAGGGCCUGGAGCAGCGGUUGGAAGCUGAGCUGCAGGCAGCAGCCACUAGCAAGGAGGAGGCACUGACGGCGCUCAAAAGGAGGGCCCAGCAGCUGGAGGAGGAACUGUUCCAGCUGCGCCAGGGCCCUGCGGGGCUGGAGCCCGAGGAGCAGGCUGAGCCCAGGGUCACAGAGGCCCAGAGCAUGCGGCUCAUUGAGGUGGAGCGCAGUAAUGCCACGCUGACAGCCGAGAAGGCGGCUCUGCAGGGGCAGCUGCAGCACCUGGAGGGACAGCUGGGAAGCCUGCAGGGGCGCGCCCAGGAGCUGCUGCUGCAGACUCAGCGGGCACAGGAGCACAGCAGCCGCCUGCAGGCUGAGAAGUCUAUACUGGAGAUGCAGGGCCAGGAGCUGCACAGAAAGCUAGGGGUGCUGGAAGAGGAGGUACGGGUGGCGAGGCACUCCCAGGAGGAGACCCGUGGGCAGCAGCAGGCCCUGCUUCGGGACCAUGAGGCCCUGGCACAGCUACAGCGGCGGCAGGAGGCUGAGCUAGAGGGACUGCUGGCCCGGCACCGUGACCUCAAGACCAACAUGCGGGCACUGGAGCUGGCCCACCGGGAGCUGCAGGGCCGGCAUGAGCAGCUGCAGGUCCAGAGGGCCAACGUGGAGGCGCAGGAGGUGGCCCUACUGGCGGAGCGCGAACGCCUGAUGCAGGAUGGACAUCGGCAACGGGGCUUGGAGGAGGAACUGCGGAGGCUGCAGAGUGAGCAUGACAGAGCUCAGAUGUUGCUGGCGGAGGUUUCAAGGGAGCGAGGGGAGCUGCAGGGCGAACGCGGGGAGCUGCGGAGCCGGCUGGCACGGCUGGAGCUGGAGCGGGCACAGCUGGAGGCGCAGAGCCAGCGACUGCGCGAGUCCAACCAGCAGCUGGACCUGAGCGCCUGCCGGCUGACCACCCAGUGUGAGCUGUUGACAGAGCUCCGGAGCGCCCAGGAAGAGGAAAACCGGCAGCUGCUGGCUGAGGUACAGGCGCUGAGCCGGGAGAACCGGGAGCUCCUGGAGCGCAGCCUGGAGAGCCGGGACCACCUGCACCGCGAGCAGCGCGAGUACCUAGACCAGCUCAACGCCCUGCGCCGAGAGAAACAGAAGCUGGUGGAGAAGAUUAUGGACCAGUACCGUGUGCUGGAGCCUGGGCCCCUGCCCCGGACAAAGAAGGGUAGCUGGCUGGCAGACAAGGUGAAGAGGCUGAUGCGGCCCCGGCGGGAGGGGGGCCCCCAUGGGGGGCCGCGCCUGGGGGCCGAUGGGGCUGGCAGCACCGAGAGCCUGGGGGGCCCCCCAGAGACGGAACUCUCCGAGGGCAGGGAGGCGGAUGGGACAGGGUCCCCUUCACCGGCACCCAUGCGCCGGGCCCAGAGCUCCCUCUGCCUGCAGGAUGAGACUCUGGCAGGUGGGCAGCGGCGGAAACUCAGCUCAAGAUUCCCUGUGGGGCGAAGCUCUGAGUCAUUCAGCCCUGGGGACACCCCCCGGCAGCGAUUCCGACAGCGGCGUCCAGGCCCGCUGGGGGCACCCAGCUCCCACAGCAAAGGAUCUGGCGUGGAAUGGGAUGGCUCUGUCAAGACCCUGGUGGAACACGAAGCAGAUGCCAACCGAGAGGGCCUCGAGGUGCAGGAACCGGAGAAACGUCCUCUCGCCCCUUCCCUCAGCCAGUGACACUGCGUGGACGGGGAGAUUGGGAGUGGAGUCUUCUCGACACUGGAGUCUCAGUGGGGGCCCCAGGCAGCCCAGGAAUUUCGGGAGGCAGGGCACUCGUGGCGAGUCCUUGGACACGGAAGCUUGGGCCCCCAGAUCCUCCACAGCCUGCGCUGGGGCCCUGAGAUGGAGCAGGGAUGAGUUUGUGGACAGGGGGGAUGGCUGGCCCCCACCAACAGCUCCUGGCUGGGGCUCUGGCUCUGCUGUGCAGCCCUCGCUGCCAAGGCGGUCUCUGGGGAACCCCCCAGCUGAAGGAGGCAGUCAGGAGUGGGCAAGAGAGCCCCCUGCCUGGUCCAGGCAAGGAGCCAAGGACCAUUCCCUAGGGAUUGUGUCCUGGGCCCAUCUCUGAGCCUUAGCUGGAAUGUGAGGGAGCCGAGAAUAAAGCCGAGAAUAAAGCUGGGAUGCCAC
Molecule: messenger RNA, 4834 nt
Organism: Vicugna pacos (alpaca)
Lineage: Eukaryota; Metazoa; Chordata; Mammalia; Artiodactyla; Camelidae
Source: RefSeq, a predicted model, not a curated record